This is a messenger RNA of Thyridium curvatum, 2160 nucleotides long. RefSeq lists its product as uncharacterized. Gene Ontology annotation, molecular function: phosphatidylinositol-3-phosphate binding; ubiquitin binding; metal ion binding. Gene Ontology annotation, cellular component: ESCRT-0 complex. The record is from RefSeq and is a predicted model, not a curated record. NCBI's taxonomy places the organism in Eukaryota, Fungi, Ascomycota, Sordariomycetes, Thyridiales, Thyridiaceae. The coding region runs from base 1 to 2160 and encodes 719 amino acids. Gene Ontology annotation, biological process: protein transport to vacuole involved in ubiquitin-dependent protein catabolic process via the multivesicular body sorting pathway; protein targeting to vacuole. The transcript is spliced from 5 exons.
AUGAUGGGCUGGUGGUCCUCCGGGGCCAACUCGGCUCUCGACGAGCAGAUCGAGCGCGCUACAAGUAGCAGCUUGGAAGAUAUAGCUCUGAAUCUCGAGAUCUCCGACAUCAUCAGAUCCAAAACGGUCCAGCCCAAGGAGGCGAUGCGCUCUCUCAAGAAGCGCAUCGGCAACAAGAACCCCAACACGCAACUUUCCGCGCUCAACCUGACGGACACUUGCGUGAAGAAUGGCGGAUCCCACUUCCUCACCGAGAUUGCCUCCCGGGAGUUCAUGGACAACCUGACAUCGCUCCUCAAAGUCUCGGGCCCUGGCGCGAUCAACCAAGAUGUGAAAUCCAAGAUCCUUGAGCUGAUACAGCAUUGGGCUGCCGCGACGGAAGGCCGGUACGAGCUGAACUACAUCGGCGAGGUCUACAAGACGCUGCAACGGGAAGGAUAUCAGUUCCCACCCCGCGUCAGCGUCGCCAGCAGCAUGAUCGACAGCAGCGCACCUCCCGAGUGGACCGAUUCCGACGUAUGUAUGCGAUGUCGAACCGCCUUCACCUUCACGAACCGCAAGCAUCACUGCCGUAACUGUGGCAAUGUUUUCGACCAGCAGUGCUCCAGCAAGUCGAUCCCAUUGCCGCACCUUGGCAUCCUGCAGGCUGUUCGAGUGGACGAUGGAUGUUAUGCGAAGCUCACCGACAAGUCCUCUCGCGGCAGCGGUCCGCCUGGCUACGACAAGUCGCAUUCGAGCCCGACGUAUCCCCACAAAUCGCGGACCUCGUCUUCUAUGCAGCCUAGAAAUGCGCGUGUCGAUGACAGCUUUGACGAGGAUCUGAAAAAGGCUCUGGCCAUGAGUUUGGAAGAGGUUCAGAGCCAUUCAAGGGGGUAUGCGCAGCCUUCGGGCAGUGAUCGAACUCCAACGCAGGCGAAGGUGAAUGGCCGCUCGUCAUCUCCUGCGCCCAACCCCGCAGACGAGGAAGACGAAGACCUCAAGGCAGCCAUUGCCGCUUCUCUCGCCGACAUGGAAGAGCAGAAGAAGAAGCAUGCUGCUGCAUUGAAGGAACAGACGCACAGCGCGAACAACACGACCUCGACACCAUUUGUUCUUCCAAAGAAUGACUACGAACUAACUCCUGUCGAGGCUGAGAACAUCAAUCUCUUUUCUACCUUGGUGGAUCGACUCCAGUCUCAACCACCCGGCACCAUCCUCCGCGAACCACAAAUUCAGGAGCUGUAUGAUAGCAUUGGAACUCUACGGCCGAAACUUGCUCGCACCUACGGUGAGACUAUGAGCAAGCAUGACACCCUCCUGGACCUACACGCCAAGCUGUCAACGGUGGUUCGCUACUACGACCGGAUGCUGGAGGAACGGCUGUCAAAGGCAUACAGCCACCAGACGUUGGGUGGCUAUAACUUGCCGCCACCCAGGCAAUCUUCUGGCCCCUACCCGAGCCUGCAGGGACCUGCGCCUACCACUGCCGGUCCUGCCGAGAGCUUUUAUACUGGAGAACAGCAGAUUGAUUAUUCCAGGGCAGCGUCGCAGGCUUACCCACCUCAGGGGCAAGGGCAGUUCGGCGGCUAUGAUAAGAGAGCAUCUGUGUCCAUGCCCUCUGCAUACCCUCAGCAGCCCCAGAGGAGUGACAGCUGGAGGGAACCGAGCGCUCCAGGACAGCCAUAUUCUGCUCAGCCAGGUUACGCCCCGCGGGAUUCUGCGCCUGCUCAGGCUCCCCAGGCGCCCGAUUCGGUGGGGGCGACUCCCAUCGCCGACCCCAAUGCGAACUUCUACUUCAAUCAACCACAAGCCCAAGCUCCUCAAGCUACCCCGGGCCCCUCUGAGCCUGCUCAGUCCCCAUAUCCAAAUUUCCAGCAACACUACCAACCAUCUCCUCUUCAGACACCAGCCACGCUACCUGCGCAACCAUCCCAGCCGCAACCUCCGGUGGCCCAACAAGCACCACCGCAACAGCAUGCGCCGUACUGGAGUCAUCCGGCAGCGCAGCAUCAACAGGUUCCGGCGCCGGCUCAGCCGGCUCCGCAGCAGCAGCAGCAGCAGUGGCAGCAAGGCCAGGCUGCUGGGUAUAAUGCGUAUGGGCAGGAAGCAUUCCCAUCAGCACCCCAGCAUGCCCCUAAACCGCAGCAGCCUGUGGUCGAGGAGAGCUUGAUUGAGCUCUAG